Molecule: messenger RNA, 1323 nt
Organism: Mizuhopecten yessoensis (Yesso scallop)
Lineage: Eukaryota; Metazoa; Mollusca; Bivalvia; Pectinida; Pectinidae
Exons: 5
Coding region: 359-991 (210 amino acids)
Source: RefSeq, a predicted model, not a curated record
GUUCGGUUUGUAGGCGUGUUCUUUUUGAACACGACUUGUUGACGCCGUAACGAUUUUGAUUGUAAUAUUGCAUGAACUCAUGAUCGAUAGAUAUAUUUCACGCCGACAUUUAUUUACUGCGAGUCACAUAUAUUUGUGAUUGAACGCUCCGACCAGUCCCUUUUAAAGGACAACUCCGGACAUGCCAGGUAACCGUUCACAAAGAUAGCACACCUACUUUAUUCAAAACCGACUUUGACUUUGCGCAGUCAGUUCAGAAAAGAACCUCAUCAACGUAACGAUACGUUUAUUUCCCAACCGUCAUUGUAGUUUUGAACGGAUUGACAUAACGCCGACUCAACUGAUCAUCACCUGCAGCAUGGCUAACUUAGGGGUUUUAGCAACAGUUUGUGUUCUGGCCGUUAUGACUGAUCAAGUGAAUGGUCAGUGUCCCCAAGCAACCAAAUGUUUCAACGACCUGGGUAUUGAAACAAACCCUGCCGCCGGUCUGGCUGUUGACAUACAGAAUAUUUGUAGUGAGUCGGACCAGGUAUUGCAUUGCUAUGAUGUUCUUUUGCAAUGUGCAUCAAUCACCCCGGCAAUAACUGUGCUUCCAACAAACCAGCAAAUGCAAAAGGCUCUUCAAACUCUGUGUCAAAACAAAACUGAGCUGGUAAACGGAUUUAACUGCCUUGCCCGACAACAAGCAUAUCCUACAGAGACAUCAAACUGCGCUAACCAGCUCCAGACAAGUAAUGCCGGUUUGACGCCUGCGCAACAGAAAGACAUCAAAGGAUCGUAUUGCAGUUUGAUGGGGUCAUUUUUUGACUGUUUCACGUCGAUGUCCUCUAUUCGAAGUUGUGGCAACGACUUUAGAAACAUUCUUGUUGUCUUUGAAAAGCAACUCCUGCCAACAGAUUGUCCCACACGUUCUGGCAGUCCGAGGUUAGACUCUUGGCUGUUUCUCGGAGUCAUUGCCGCUCUGGUCGCAUCGGGUUUUAAAAGGCUCUAAAUGGCCCACCUGACCAUGAACCUGCAAUUACUUAAAAAAACGGAUUAAACAAUGAUUUUACUUGUGGAAGGACUUGUCACUCGAAUGUUUUGUCCUGUAUAAGAAAUGUGUAUAAGCAUACAUUGAUCAUAUCCUCUAUAUAAUAUAAUGUAAAAUCGUAAUUAUGUUUUGGAAUUCAAUAUUUGAAAAAUGAAAUAAAAUUAAGAAACUAAAAUUAUACUUUUGUUAGAUCAAGAUUUUUGAGGGACAAACUGGUUGUUUAUUUUCAGGUUUGAUAUUUGGAUUUCUUGAAUUAAAAUAUUUGAAAUAAAGAUGUUAUAUCACAGAAACUG